Molecule: messenger RNA, 1224 nt
Organism: Lodderomyces oxycetoniae
Lineage: Eukaryota; Fungi; Ascomycota; Pichiomycetes; Serinales; Debaryomycetaceae
Exons: 1
Coding region: 1-1224 (407 amino acids)
Molecular function (GO): zinc ion binding
Source: RefSeq, a predicted model, not a curated record
AUGGAUUCACCAGUUAUCAUCAACUUUGAUCUCUCGGAUGGAAUUGAAGGGAAUGUUCCCUUUUGGCUUCGAGAUGUAUUUGAUCGAACACUAAACGCUACAGGGAUGAUGGAGCGACUGGCUUCUGAUGAGGCGAUAGCAGGCUUAAUUAAAGUUGAUGUAACUCUGAUUACGGAAAAGGAGUGUCCUAUUUGCUAUGAAAAGUUUUUGACGGAGCCGAUUGUUAUAGAGGAGAGCAAGCAAGGAGCUAAGUUGAAAAAAGAGACAAAGAUGGCAGAGCUACUCGAUAUGGACAAGGAGGUUAAAAAGAAAUUGUUGGAAAAGUAUGAUAUAUACAUGGAGCCCUUGGAGAAAUCGUCUAAAUUUAAUGACCCGUAUAUGUUUUUCCCAACGGAUUUAGGAGGUGCAUUUUACAGUAGAUUCCCACAGAGAAACUUAUCCACAUUUCAAAAUGUUACCACUGAAGAUCAAUUUCCCGGUUACAAAAGCGAGGAAAAAGAAAUCAAGGAUAAGAGAAUUGAAAAGUAUAAAAAGGAGGGACAUGUUGCAGUGAAAAUACCCGGAUGUGAACAUAUAUUCGGCCUUUCUUGUAUUGUUGAAUGGUUAAAGUCUAAUGUCUCCUGUCCCCUAUGUAGGAAAGAGGUUGAAGCCAAAACCAAUGACCCCAAACGACUCAAGAGUGAAGCCAUUGAAAAUAAUGUUGUUUGCAAUUUCAAUAACGAACGGAAAAUGAUUGACCACAUGAUGGAGCAUUCGACCGAUGUGUUUAAUCCAUUUCGACGUCCGUACAACCCAGCAAUUACUUCAGUUACAGACUCCUAUAUGCAUCAAGGUUGGGCAACACCUUCUAACUACUCUAGACCAAUCAGAUCAAGGGAUCCAAACCUAGUUUUACCAAGAAAAUUCCCAUUUAUGGAACCAAUACGUAGGUUUAGUUCUGUGCGGAGAAACACGAGGGAGAACCGAAGGACUAGAAACGUAAGGCGCAGAAAUAAUGAUAGUACAACAGUUACAAAUAACGAGAGCCUCGAAGAGUUAUCCGACCAGUCUCGUCGGAGAAGAAGUGCAUCCAAUGACUCUAUGAGAAGUGCAAGAAGGGUCAACUUUUCCCCUCACACAACAAAUAUUGAUGAUUUACAUGAUGACUCGAGUGAAAGUGAAAAUAGUAGUAGUGAUUCAAAUGGCAAUCCACCAACUAACGUUACUGGUGAAGCCGAUUUUUAA